This is a messenger RNA of Asterias rubens (European starfish), 990 nucleotides long. RefSeq names its product histone-lysine N-methyltransferase 2D-like. Lineage: Eukaryota; Metazoa; Echinodermata; Asteroidea; Forcipulatida; Asteriidae. The coding region runs from base 1 to 990 and encodes 329 amino acids. The record is from RefSeq and is a predicted model, not a curated record. The transcript has a single exon.
AUGUUUCUCAUGCCGGCGAAGGAAACAUUCUCAAACCUGCUGAUCAACCUAUCCCCAAACCCGACGAUGAACCAAACCCCGAACCCGCCGAUCAACCCCCUAUCAUCGAACCAACCGAUUAACCUCUCCCCGCCGAUCCACCUAUCCCGGAACCUGCCGAUCAAUCAAUCCCUGAACCCGCCGAUCAACCCCCUACACCUGAACCUGCCGAUCAACCCCCUACCCCAGAACCUGCCGAUCAACCCCCUACCCCUGAACCUGCCGAUCAACCCCCUACCCCAGAACCUGCCGAUCAACCCCCUACCCCAGAACCCGCCGAUCAACCUAUCCCCGCCGAUCAACCUCCAAUGCCGGAACCUGCCGAUCCACCUAUCCCCGCCGAUCCACCUAUCCCCGCCGAUCCACCUAUCCCCGCCGAUCCACCUAUCCCUGAACCCGCCGAUCAACCAAUCCCGGAACCCGCCGAACAAACUAUCCCUGAACCCGCCGAUCAACCUAUCCCUGAACCCGCCGAUCAACCUAUCCCGGAACCCGCCGAUCAACCUAUCCCUGAACCCGCCGAUCAACCAAUCCCGGAACCCGCCGAACAAACUAUCCCUGAACCCGCCGAUCAACCUAUCCCUGAACCCGCCGAUCAACCUAUCCCUGAACCCGCCGAUCAACCUAUCCCGGAACCCGCCGAUCAACCUAUCCCUGAACCUGCCGAUCAACCUAUCCCCGCCGAUCAACCUCCAAUGCCGGAACCUGCCGAUCCACCUAUCCCCGCCGAUCCACCUAUCCCCGCCGAUCCACCUAUCCCCGCCGAUCCACCUAUCCCGGAACCCGCCGAACAAUCUAUCCCUGAACCCGCCGAUCAACCAAUCUCGGAACCCGCCGAUCAACCCAUUCCCGCCGAACCAACCAUCCCCGCACCCGCCAAUGAAAACAUUCUCCCACCUUUCGUCCUACCUGUGCAAGCACCAAUCGCCCAACAUCGAGGACCAGCCGUAG